CCGGGUUGCGCGCGCUCAGUGUGCCCGAGUGUCCCGUGUUGCGACAGCGCACUCCCGUGUGUGCCUGCUAUCUCCGCACUAGUCCGCAUCAAGAAGCUAACUCCUCCAACAUGCAGCUGGUUCUGGCGACUUGCAUCAUGCUGUUCGCAGCCACCCUCGCACCUGCAGCUGCACAAAGGAUAACUACGAUUCAAUUAGACGGCGUGCAAUACUUCAUCUCGCGGAUGAACCCUUACAGUCCAGAGCUUAACUACUUUCUGGCUUACCAAUACUGCAGAUCACUGGGCCUCCAACUCGCUUCAUUUGAAACGAAAGAGAAAGCUGAUUCGAUAACGACAUAUUUAACAAACGCAGGGUACAAUAAAUACGAUUUCUGGACAUCGGGCAACAACCUCGGCACGGACAUGUACCUAUGGAUGAGCACGGGACUGCCGUUCAACGCGACCUUCAACUACAUGAGGAGGAUGGCAAUAGAUGUCCCAGCACCACAUUCAGAUGACAGUAUCGACCCCCUUGAUGUCCCCCAGGGCAGCACGGCCCCUCAGCGUACAGCUAGGCAUGGUCUGUAUUCCAGAACGGAGCACGUCAUGACUAACGGGUGCGUCGCCCUCAAGGCGCCGACCUUCCACUGGGAGCCGCAGCACUGCGGCGAAAUCAAAGACUUCAUCUGCGAGCAGACGAGAUGCUACUACUACAACUACGGCUCCAUCCCAGUGUCCUCGGCGCAGGGGAAGCCGCUUUCCUUGACGACCACGACAACCGCGCACCCGCUCACAUCCUCAUCGCCGCCCCCGCCCCGCUCCGAGCACCUGCCCACACACUUCACCCUCAACGACCUCAUCGGGAAACUGCGACCAUCCUCUUUGGACGGCCUACAGUCACCACACCUGAAGACCGGCGCGUUGCUCAAAUCUCCCCCUCAAAUAGACUCUCAUUAUUCGCGAGCGGCGGACGCCCAUUCGCACGAUCAGGAGCAGAAAGAGGAGCCAACACAAGGACCGUACGCGGACGAUGAGGGAAUGGUGGGUGAUGAUCCCGCGGCGUACUUGAGCCAGGAUGCGGCGCACGAGGCGGCGAGCGCUGACGAGGCGCCGUCCACAGCCGAGCCGGACGCCACCGAGCACUCCGUCCACGCCAGCGGCAUGCUGGCACCCCCCGCCUACUAGCGUGUGGCUCGGCCCGUGGUCGCCAUUGCGCCGCACACAUUAGCGAUUACGUUUCAUGACAAUUAGGCAUUGAGACUACCAAAAGUAUUAUUUUCUUAAUUUAGAAAUGAGAUUAAGGUGCUCGCUUUAGGGACUUUUUGUUGGGGUGUAUCUUGCGUCUUGGUUCAUCGUUGUCCUUAUGUAAAUGAGAAUUUCAAUCGUUAAAUCUGUCGAGGGGUUUAACGAGUGAUUAAGGUGAUUUCGAUGAUUUAUAUAUGAGGCAAUAAGCAAUAUGAAGACGCUGGCGACUCGCACGAUCCGACUUGCCUCCGUCUUCACACGUUGAAUAUCACAAAAUGAAUAUUCCACGAAUAUAGUACCUUAACUUCGCUAGGAGAAUGUAGACGUGUUAGAUCUCUGGUGUUUUCAUUACAACCGUAAAGUGUAUUAAUUUAAUUUAAGAAAAUUAUGCGGAUAUUUUUCUGGACAUAUCAUUGGAAAUAGUGCAUUAAGAUAGUGUUUAUAUACGUGACUUAGUUAAGUAUAUUAAGUUGGAACUCAAGAAUUUAAAGAAUAGUGAUGUAGCGAAGUUAAUAAAGUUUAAACUUUAUAAA
Molecule: messenger RNA, 1759 nt
Organism: Plodia interpunctella (Indianmeal moth)
Lineage: Eukaryota; Metazoa; Arthropoda; Insecta; Lepidoptera; Pyralidae
Gene: nw
Exons: 6
Coding region: 111-1166 (351 amino acids)
Source: RefSeq, a predicted model, not a curated record